GACGGCGGCGGCGGCGGCCGGGCUCCGGGAGCGCCGUGCCGGCUGAGGCGAGCGGGGAGGCGGCCGCGCGUCCACCGAGGGGCCGGCGGGCGCUGUGUGAUGUUCAGGCUCAGAGAUGCCGUAUGUGGAUCGUCAGAAUCGCAUCUGUGGCUUUCUAGACAUUGAAGAAAAUGAAAACAGUGGGAAGUUUCUUCGAAGGUACUUCAUACUGGAUACCAGAGAAGAUAGUUUUGUAUGGUACAUGGAUAAUCCACAGAACCUACCUUCUGGAUCAUCACGUGUUGGAGCCAUUAAACUUACCUACAUUUCAAAGGUUAGCGAUGCAACUAAGCUAAGGCCAAAGGCAGAGUUUUGUUUUGUUAUGAAUGCAGGGAUGAGGAAAUACUUCCUACAAGCCAAUGAUCAGCAGGACCUAGUAGAAUGGGUAAACGUGUUGAACAAAGCUAUAAAAAUUACAGUACCAAAGCAGUCCGACUCACAGCCUCACUCUGAUAACCUAAGUCGCCAGGGGGAAUAUCCAUGUGCAAAGAAGCAAGUGUCUUAUAGAACGGACAUCGUUGGCGGUGUCCCCAUUAUUACUCCAACUCAGAAAGAAGAAGUCAACGAAUGUGGCGAAAGCAUCGACAGAAACAAUUUGAAACGGUCCCAAAGCCAUCUUCCUUACUUUACUCCUAAACCACCUGCAGAUAGUACAGUUAUCAAAGCUGGUUAUUGUGUGAAACAGGGAGCAGUGAUGAAAAACUGGAAGAGAAGAUAUUUUCAGUUGGAUGAAAACACAAUAGGCUACUUCAAAUCUGAACUGGAAAAGGAACCUCUCCGUGUAAUACCACUUAAAGAGGUUCAUAAAGUUCAGGAGUGUAAGCAGAGUGACAUAAUGAUGAGGGACAACCUCUUUGAAAUUGUAACUACAUCUCGAACUUUCUAUGUGCAGGCUGAUAGCCCUGAGGAGAUGCACAGCUGGAUUAAAGCCGUCUCUGGCGCCAUUGUCGCACAGCGGGGACCCGGCCGGUCAACGUCUUCUAUGCGGCAGGCCAGAAGGCUGUCGAACCCUUGUAUUCAGAGGAGCACUCCACCUGCCCUGCAGAACCCCAGCAUGCUCUCCGGCCCACCGGUGCCUCAGCAGCCCCCUCACAUUCCACAGCCACUCGCAGCAGCUCUCUGGUCUCAAGCUUUACCAUGGAGAAGCGAGGAUUUUACGAAUCUUUUGCCAAGGUCAAGCCAGGGAGCUUCAAGAUCCAGACUCUCUCUCCAAGAGAACCAGCUUCCAAAGUGACUGAGCAAGCUGUCCUGAAACCUCAAAGUAAAAGUGGCCCUCAGGAAAAAGAUGGCGGCCCGGUGGACUUGGAUGACGCAAGCCUUCCUGUCAGCGAUGUGUGAAGAUGGAAGCUUACGGAGCCCGACUGCCUCCUCCGUCCGUCCCUUUGUUUCCUUUCAUGAGGCUUCUCGCCAAAGAUGAUAAAGGGCGAAAUGGUUUUUAAUGUAUAUGUUAUACUGCCUCUGAGAGCACUCUUUAUAAGCUGGUAAGCGAAGAAUCUAGGGAGUGGCCAAACUGAGUGUAAUUUAAGAAAAAGAAAAAAACCGAAGUGACUCAGUACCAGCUGUCCAAAGCUUUGUGUAUUCUCAUUUGGGUGAUAAAAAUGUGUGUGCGUGGUAUUUUUUCCUAGUGAAUUUGACAGUUUAAAUGUUUAACAACUUAAAACAUUAAAAAUGCUUAUUAAUUAUUUUGGUCGUUUUAAAAAUGCUACGCUGACUUCCUUUUAAAUGUUCGAUAUUUACACAUUCUUACUGAUGAAUGGUAUUGAGUGGAAUAUUGCCAGACAAAGAUAUCCAGAGUCACAGUGUCUGUGGUGCUGUAAGGUUUAUGCUACAAUGUGGACUGUUUUGAAAAUUGCAACCAUUGUUGAUGCCCUGGAUGGAUGUCAAGGUGAGUGGUCAGUUUUGCACAGAGGAUGUUAUUGGACCAUCGGUUGGGGCUGUGGGUCAUAUUGGGGACCCAUAGUGGGUCAAAAGGGGAAAGCUAGAAUUCAAACAAGUAUGUCUGGGACAUUUAUUUGAAGACCCGUAAUCAGGAUUGCGGCAGUCAGUGCUUUAUGUAACGAAAACUGUCACUUGGUCUGAAAUGGUUGGGAGAUCUGAUUUUCUUAGCAAAGUUUUGUAACUAGUGCUUGUUUCUGUAUUUGGAUCAGUGAAAGACCUCAAGUUGAUACUGAAAGACCUAACUGAUAACCACCCUGAGUCAUGUAAUCAUGGGCUGAGUUUUGUUACUAAUAACCUAUAUUCAAGUGCCCGUGUUCUCAUCUCAUUUAGGAAUGUUUUGACACUGCUGUGCUCAUAAGUCCUACACGAUGGGUUUUGAACAUUGGGGUAAAAUUAACUUUUAGUAACGGUUUAGUGUGUUACAUCAGAUAGCAUUUUAUGUUAGAGAUAGCAGAUGCUGGCAUUCUUCUACCUGUGCAAUAUGUAUGUUUUAAAAAAAACAAAUCUGCGUGCACAUUUAAUGGUGGCGAUGUCAUAAAUACAAACACCUCUCUAAAGGAUCCUCGGUUUCAGGUGUUGAGUAAUAGAGCAGUUUGAGCAAGUACCGUUUUUGCGGCUCAGUCGUAAACAUUUGCUUUAAGAAGACUGUCUUGAAUUUCAUGUGCUGCUAUUUUUAUGAUAUUUUGCCAUUUUUAUAAUACUGUUCUGUUUUGGAUUUGUCCAUAUCACCAUUUCUCCUUUUUCUAAGUUGACUUCUUGUUGGGGGGAGAGAGAAAUUUCCUACUACAGUGGUGGGGUCCAGAGGUUUUAAUAUCUGUCAUACCAGAAUUACCUAGCAGCCGUUGAGAAAUUCAAAUGCAUGAAGUGUGCACCGCCCAACUUUCUUAUUCAUAAGCUGAUAUCUUUCAAAGUUAUAUUUAGAUUUUUCCCCUUUUGCAGCUACACCUGAAAUAAAUAGAAUCCAAAGAUUCUAAAUAGUUAUCACUUUUGCCGACACCUCUGUAAUGCUCUUUUGAAAGACCUUUCAGGAACACAUCUAAGCAAUCUUGUGUAGACACUUCGCAAUAUUCAAGAGUCAAAUGCCAUUCUCUCUGGUACAGCUUUCCCACUGCAUGUUCAUUUGGCAUAUUUUGGUAUUGGUAAUUUGAUAUAUUUCAUGGCAGCAGAAUAUUAGCUCUAUUUUGAGACUUUUUAUAGAAAUACCCUUAUAGUCAGCAGCAUAGGAAAAUAUCCUUGUGAUUGUCAGGGUCUCCUAAUAUUUAUCUCAAUACUUUUAUCAUUCUAUGAAAAUUAUUUAAUUAUUUUAAAACUUAUACAUUCUUGUAAAUAUGUCACAUCUCAGUUGUCCAAAAAAUUACUUUGAAUACCUUAAUAAUUGCUGCAUUUGUUUGUCUGUACAUAACAUGUCUUCUUUCAGGAUGGGAAUCCCAAGUGUCCUCCCAGUGUUUACUUUUGUAUCUGUGAUCUUUAUAUGUCAGACUGGUUGAACACUGUAAUGACUGGAGAAUAAACUGGUCAGAAUUCAUCUCA
Molecule: messenger RNA, 3507 nt
Organism: Loxodonta africana (African savanna elephant)
Lineage: Eukaryota; Metazoa; Chordata; Mammalia; Proboscidea; Elephantidae
Gene: PLEKHA1
Product: pleckstrin homology domain containing A1
Exons: 13
Coding region: 116-1273 (385 amino acids)
Source: RefSeq, a predicted model, not a curated record